Molecule: messenger RNA, 4593 nt
Organism: Prorocentrum cordatum
Lineage: Eukaryota; Dinophyceae; Prorocentrales; Prorocentraceae
Source: the annotation of a GenBank genome assembly
AUGCGCUGGUACGCCUGGAACGUUGCAGGCGGCCUCUCGGGCGCCCCGUCGGCCUUCGCGGCGCAGCCCGCGCACUUGGCGCGGCGCGAGGCCACGGCGUUCAAGAUGGAGAUGGACACGUUCGACCAGCAGAUCGAUCGCAUCCUGGCCAAGUCGGAGGCCAUGCAGCGGUCCCACGAGAGGCAGGUUACGUCCAGGUGGCAGGCGUGGGCUGUGGCAUCCUUCGCUGGAGGGGCCAGCCGCGCCCACAGGUUUUCGAAGCCGCAGGCGCUCCAGGAGGUGAUCCACUUUGGCGCAGGGGUUCAGCACGCCUACCAGCUGGCCGACCGCAAGCUGUCCUACUGGAGCGAGUUUUGGCGGACGCACAAGGAUGGCCCGAUCCAGCUGCCGAGCGAUGCCGCUAACUGGGACCAGCUGCCGCCGCUGAGCGGCGCCGACGUCCGUCGAGCGAUCCGCGCUUUCAGCUUGCGCUCAGGUGCUGGGCAGAUCAAGAUCGCGCCGCGGGCCCUCGAUUUCCUGUCUGACACUGUCAGGCCACUAGGACUGGUGUUGCAGCUGAACAAGUCAGGGCACCUUGCGGUCACACGCCCGACGAAGUACUACUUCAAGGCGUACGCCAGGGUGCUGAGGAUCGAGGGCAAGCGCCACUGGGUCACGACAUGUCGGCCAAUGGCGCGGUGCGAGGAGUUCGGAAGGGCAGGAGCGAUGCCCUCAGUGGGUCACGGAGCCGCGGUCAACGGCAUCAAUGACUGGGAGCUGAAGCAGUUGCGAAAUAUGGCUGGCAGUUUCUGUGGUUUCAGUGGCUCAGGCUCCCUCACCCUGUAUUUGGCGGUGCAGAAACAGCGCAACUUCGACCCCAUCUUCCACGCGACCUGCAGCAUCCUGAUGCAGCAUGCGUCGUGGGUCUGGACGGCAACAGGAUCGACCGCCCAGCUGCAGAAGGCGCGGAUGGCGCUGAAGGAGAAGUUCGACGGCGCCAGCUCCCCAGUCACGUGGGCCAGUGCCCGCGGCCCGCCUUCGGCACUGUGGGUCGCGCUGAGGAUGUGCCCAAGCGAGGUUAAGCACUACAUGUACCUGAGCCUCGAGCGCUGGCAGAGCCAUCGCAUCCUGGACCGCCUCCCUGGAGCCCCGCGUCGUGACGCCGGCGGACGUAGGCAGCACAUCUGGAUCAGGGCUCUACGGCACUGGCAUCUGCAGAAGAUGUCCAACGGCCUGCGAGGGGCGCUGGCCAAGCUGCAGUCGCACGGCAUGUGGACCCCAGCUCGGAGGCAGGGGGCAGGAUACAGAGACGACGCGGCGUGUGAGUUUUGCGGACACGCCCCAGCGGACCCUGAGCACGAGCUGUUCUACUGCUCAGUGCACGAGGCGCAGGAGGAUGAGGAGCACAGCCCUUGCCCCGACGACGUCCUGCAAGUGAGGAAGGGCAUCUGGCAGCAGGGCCAGACGGGCGUGGGCCUGGAGUGGGACUUCUCGUCGGUCGACCUGCUCUACGCCCUGCCCAUGAGGUCCGUGGAAGAAGGCAUUGCGUCGUGCUUGUCCUCGGGGGGGCCUCUGGAUAAUUUUUCCAGUAACAUGUGGGCUGAUCUCUUCGCGAAGAUGGCCGCGCUUGACUUGGCGGGGUCGUCCUCAGUGCUCCGUGGUUUUAAGUUUGAGCUGGAACAGGCGAAGCAGCGGAUGCGAUGUCUGGCCUUCGCGGCCGAGCGGGUGGCCUCGAUGUUGUCCCGCGGCGCGGUCUACCAGCCGACAGGCAAGCGCUGGGAGGGCGCCGCCGCGAUGGGCCCCCGGGGCCCGCGCGGCCUCCAGCGGCCCGCCGGCGCGGAGGCCCCGCGGCGCGCGCGGAGGCGGCGGUGGGCCGCCGCGGCGGCGGCGGCGCUGCUGGCGGCCUGGGCGGGCGCGCGCGGGAGAGGCCGGGGCCCAGGGUGCUUCGCGCUGCAGGCGACCUCCGCCCGAGCGAGGGAGCGCGAGCUGCUCCCGGCGCACGCGAUCCCCAGGCGGUACGAGCUGGCCCUGGAGCUGGAUCCCGAGGGAGCGGCGGCCGCCUUCUCUGGCCGCCUGGCCGUGGAGCUCGCCGUCGUGGACCCGGGCAGCAAGCUCCUCACCCUGCACGCCCGGAGCCUGUCCAUCGCGCUGGGCUCCGUCCGGAUGUGGCUGAACGAGACCGCGCAGACGGUGACGUUUGCCUUCCCAGCGGCGCUGCCGCUCGGUCAUGGCGUGCUCUCCCUGUCGUACGGCGGCGUCCUGGGCGAAGACAUGGCCGGGCUGUACCGCAGCUGGUACACGGGGGUGACUGGGAGCCGCCAGGCGAUGGCGCUGACGCAGCUGGAGGCCGUAGAAGCCAGGCGUGUGCUGCCCUGCUGGGACGAGCCCAGUCGGAAGGCCGUCUUCGCGCUCACGCUCAGCUUCCCGGCCCACCUGACCGCGCUGUCCAACAUGCCCGUGGCCUCGGAGGAGACGCUGGCGGACGGCAGGAAGGUGGUGUCCUUCCUGGACUCGCCGGUGAUGUCCUCGUACUUGCUCGCGAUGGCGGUGGGCAGAUUCGACGCGGUGCAGAGGGCGACAAAGGGUGGAGUGCUGGUAAGGGUGCUCACCACUCCUGGGCAGCAGGCGACGGGGAUGUUCGCGCUCGAGGUGGCGGUUCGGGCACUGGAUUUCUAUGGCGAGUAUUUCGGCGUGCCUUACCCCCUGCCCAAGCUGGACAUGCUGGCAGCCCCCGACUUCGCAGCGGGUGCCAUGGAGAACUGGGGCCUCGUCAUUUACCGCGAGGUGGACCUGCUUUGCGACGUCAGCUCCGUGGGAGUGUCUCGAAAAAUGCGCAUUGCAACCGUCGUGACCCACGAGCUCGCGCACAUGUGGUUCGGUAACCUUGUUACUAUGGAGUGGUGGGAUCAGCUGUGGCUGAACGAGGGCUUCGCAAACUGGAUGCAGACGCACGCCGCGGAUGUGCUCUUUCCAGAGUGGAGCAUCUGGGACCAGUACAUUGUCCAGGAACAGAGCCAGGCGCUGGGACUUGACGCGCUCCGCAACUCCCACCCCAUCGAGGUGCCGAUCUACAGGGCGCAGGAGGUGGACGAGGUGUUCGACCUGAUCUCGUACGCCAAGGGCGGAUCCGUGGUCCGCAUGGUGCACGGGUUCCUGGGCCACGACCUCUUCAGGGCCGGGCUGGUGCUGUACAUGCGCAGGCACGCCUACGGCAACACGGACUCGGCCGACCUGUGGUCGUGCUGGGAGGAAGUGUCGGACCAGCCCGUCCGCGCCAUGAUGCAGUCGUGGACACUGCAGCAGGGCUUCCCCCUGCUCACCGUCGGCGAGUCUGGGUCCUUGCGUGGCCAGCUGUCCGUGCGGCAGCGGUGGUUCCUCGCGGACGGCAGCGAGCUCCCGGGGGACGACGAGAAGGUGUGGCAGGUACCGCUGCUCCCCGGAGGCGCGAGCGGGCUGUGGGCGCCGUCUGGGCAGCUGCUGGGCCGCGGCGAGGGGUCGCUGGCGCUGCCUCGAGGCAGCUCUGGCUGGCUGAAGCUCAACUUCGGGCAGGUGGCGCCGUACAGGGUGCUGUACGCCACGCCCGCGCUGCGCGACUCGCUGGUCUCCGCCCUCCAGCGCGGCGAGGUGGGCGUGGCGGACCGGAUCGGCCUGCUGCUCGACAGCGCGGCGCUGGCGAGGGCGGGGAAGCUGCCGGCCGUGGAGGUGCUGCGCCUGCUGGCCGGGCUGCGGGGCGAGGCGAGCGCGCACGUUUGGGAGGCCAUCGCCCGCGUGCUGAACUCCCUGCACCGGGCCUUGUCGUACGUCGGGCUCAGCGGCGGGGGAGGAGGGCCCGAGCUUGUGGAGCUGUUCGAGGCCGCCGUCGCGGGCGCGCUGAUCCGCCCGGCGCUGGAGAGCUUCGGCUGGUCGCCGGGCGACGGCGAGGGGGACCUGCUGCGGCAGCGGCGCGCGCUGGUGGUGGCGCUGGCGGCCCGCUUCAUGGGCUCGGACGCUGGGGUGGUCGGCGAGGCGCGGGCCCGCUUCGACGCGUGGCUCGCGUCGCCGCUCGCCGGCGGCGACGGCCACCUGCCCGACGACCUGAAGGGCAGCGUCUUCAGGAUAGUGCUCGCGGGCGCUCAGGGCGAGCGCGAGUACCGGGCGCUGCGCCGCGAGGCGGCCCGGGCGAAGACGCGGCAGGCGGUGCGCCUGAGCGUGUACCAGGCGCUGGGCGCGCACGAAGGGCUGCAGGACGAGACGCUGGCCAUGGCCCUCAACGGUGCCGUCCGCCUCCAGGAUGUCAUGUACCCGCUGGUCGGCGUCGUGCAGUCGGGCCCGGGCGGCGCCCGCCGGGCUUGGAGCUGGUUCGUGGAGCAGCACGCCGCCCUCGUGCGCCGCACCCGGGGCGCCAACGUCCGCAUCUUUGGGGCCGUGGUGGACUUGGCCGCCGGGUCCGUGCCAGAGGCGGCCCGCGCUGGCGAGGUGGAGGCCUUCUUCGAGCGGCACCCCGCCCCGGGCCUCGAGCGGAGCGUGGCGCAGCUGGUGGAGUCCGUCCGCAACGAGGCCCAGUUCGUCGCCGCGCUGGGGGCGGAGGCGGAGGGCGGGGAGCUCGUGGCCGCCCUGCGGGCCAUGAGCGGGUGA